AUGGAUAAGGCACAAGAAAGAAAAAAGAAGACUGCAACUCUUGAAAUCAUGCAGUCGAGGGAAGGUUUCUUGAUUGGGCUGUGUCGAUGCAUUGGUCUAGGAGAAUUGAGCCAAUUAACUUUUAACACCAAGAAGCUUAAUUAUAUAAAUUACUUGUAUUCUACAACUGACGGGAAUUUGGAUUCGAUGAUUGUGUUGUGGCUAGAGUUGCUGGGAAUGGCGCUGUCUUGGGAGUUGAAUCCGGGCUGGUUUUUUACUGUGGACAUGCCUCGUAUUGAUGGCUCAGAUAUGACAAAGAGAAGAUAUACAUUUUCCCGAAAGUAUGUCGAGAAUCUGCUGUGGAUAGGCACUUUGGUGUGUCAAGAAUCUAUUAUGGCUAAAUACCAUGGUGGAGGCUCAAACGCCAUUGAUGGGGUUUUUUUUUACAUCUGUACGGUUCGCUCCGGAUGUGUUGAGAAUCUGCUCCGGCUGAAUACCAUAGUGGAAACUCUAAUAUCUUCGAGAGGAUUUGUGCAGUUUUGCAUUUCUCUCAAGGUGCAUCAAGAAUCUACAGUGGCUAAAUACCAUGGUGUAAGCUCGUGUGCCGCUAAGAGAGAAUCACACCACUCUAUCCUUAAUCUUUAUAAUCUUUUCAAUUUUGGGUCGAAUGCCGUCUAUGGGUGGCCUCCAUGGUGA
Messenger RNA from Helobdella robusta, 675 nucleotides. RefSeq lists its product as hypothetical. The record is from RefSeq and is a predicted model, not a curated record. The transcript has 4 exons. Lineage: Eukaryota; Metazoa; Annelida; Clitellata; Rhynchobdellida; Glossiphoniidae. The coding region runs from base 1 to 675 and encodes 224 amino acids.